Messenger RNA from Mirounga angustirostris (Northern elephant seal), 8281 nucleotides. RefSeq names its product SMCR8-C9orf72 complex subunit (gene SMCR8). Gene Ontology annotation, cellular component: guanyl-nucleotide exchange factor complex. The transcript has 2 exons. The record is from RefSeq and is a predicted model, not a curated record. Gene Ontology annotation, molecular function: GTPase activator activity. Bases 629 to 3442 code for a protein of 937 amino acids. NCBI's taxonomy places the organism in Eukaryota, Metazoa, Chordata, Mammalia, Carnivora, Phocidae.
GUUCUGCCCAAACCUGUCGCUAGCUCACAAAUCUUCUGUCCCGCUCGGAAGUCUACGCGGACGCUUCCGGGUCACGCGGCGCAGACACCAAGAGUCAUGUGACACCAAGAUGGCGGCGCCGCGGUAGCUGGCUACGGGUUGUGGCGUCCGAGGAGCCGCGACGGUUUCUGUCCUCGGGCCGUGGGGGCGGCAACGCUUGACUGGCCCCUGCGGCGGCCCGUAGCCCCGCGUUAGGCACCGGUUCAGGGCUUGGCUGUUGCUGUCGCGGUGGGUUCGGGGGAGUGCCGGUGACCUCGCUGCAGGUGUCCUGCGCCGGACGCUCUCGCCGGAGGAGGAGGAGGAGGAGGAGGAGGAGGAGGAGGAGGAGGAAGAGGAGGACAACCGGCCUGCCGGGUCUUCUGGACCUGCGGCGUCCAUGGGCUUCUGAGGGCUCUGGAGGAGCUAUAGCUCUGAGGGGACUGUGGGAGUUCGAGUCUUCGAGAGUGUGAGGGGCAGCCUAGUACCCCUGAGGGCGCAAAGAAGACCGCGGGGACUUUGCUUCCUCUUCCAGAGGCCUUGCUUCCCUGCGUUGAUUACCCCCUCAUUCUUUCUCACUUCCUCUCAAUGUUCUCUCCAUAUAUCUGGAAAUAUGAUCAGCGCCCCUGACGUGGUGGCCUUCACCAAAGAGGAGGAGUACGAGGAGGAGCCUUACAAUGAGCCCGCCUUGCCCGAGGAGUACUCGGUGCCACUCUUCCCCUUCGCCAGCCAGGGAGCCAACCCAUGGUCCAAACUGUCCGGGGCCAAGUUCUCUCGGGACUUCAUCCUUAUUUCCGAGUUCUCCGAGCAGGUGGGACCCCAACCCUUGUUGACCAUCCCCAAUGACACCAAAGUUUUUGGUACUUUCGAUCUCAAUUACUUCUCCUUGCGGAUCAUGUCUGUGGAUUACCAGGCCUCCUUUGUGGGCCAUCCGCCUGGUUCUGCCUACCCCAAGCUGAACUUUGUGGAGGACUCCAAGGUGGUGCUGGGAGACUCCAAGGAGGGAGCCUUUGCGUAUGUGCACCACCUUACCCUGUACGACCUGGAGGCCCGGGGCUUUGUGAGGCCCUUUUGCAUGGCUUAUAUCUCAGCGGACCAGCACAAAAUCAUGCAGCAGUUUCAGGAGCUCUCAGCUGAAUUUUCCAAAGCUUCCGAGUGCUUGAAGACAGGCAACAGGAAGGCAUUUGCGGGAGAACUUGAAAAAAAACUGAAAGACUUGGAUUACACCAGGACAGUGCUGCACACGGAAACGGAGAUCCAGAAGAAGGCCAAUGACAAAGGCUUUUACUCAUCUCAGGCAAUUGAGAAAGCCAAUGAACUGGCUAGUGUAGAGAAGUCCAUCAUUGAACAUCAAGACCUGCUGAAGCAGAUCCGCUCGUACCCUCAUCGGAAGUUGAAGGGGUCUCCUUUGUGUUCUGGGGAGACGGAGCACACCCAGGAUCAGGCCAGCCAGGCAGCCACUACCUCUAACCCUGAUGAGUCUGCUGACACAGACCUUUACACCUGCAGACCUGCUUAUACCCCGAAACUCAUCAAAGCAAAGUCCACCAAGUGUUUUGACAAGAAGUUGAAGACCUUGGAAGAGCUCUGUGACACUGAGUAUUUCACCCAGACCCUGGCUCAGCUCAGCCACAUAGAGCACAUGUUCAGAGGAGACCUGUGCUACCUCCUGACCAGCCAGAUUGACAGAGCACUUCUAAAACAACAGCAUAUAACAAACUUCCUCUUUGAAGAUUUUGUGGAGGUCGACAACAGGGUGGCAGAGAAACAAGAGAGCGCACCCCCUAGGCCCGUUCCAGGCAGGCCGCCUUCUAGGUCUCUGGAAGAAUGUCCGAUUCCUCAAGUGUUAGUUAGCGUUGGUUCCUACAAGUCCAGUGUGGAGUCUGUGCCGAUCAAGAUGGAGCAGGAACUUGGAGAUGAGGAGUACAGGGAAGCGGAGGUGACAGAAUCGAGCAGUUUUGACCCCCAGGAAAACUUGGACUACCUGGAUAUGGAUAUGAAAGGGAGCAUCAGCAGUGGCGAAAGCAUCGAGGUUCUGGGCACGGAGAAGUCCACUGCUGUGCUGCCUAAGUCUGACAGCCAGGCCAGCCUCACGGUGCCAUUGAGCCCCCAGGUGGUCCGGAGCAAAGCGGUCAGCCACAGGACCAUCAGCGAGGACAGUAUUGAAGUCCUCAGCACCUGCCCCUCGGAGGCCCUCAUCCCUGAUGAUUUUAAGGCCAGCUACCCAAGUGCCAUUAACGAAGAAGAAUCAUACGCAGAUGAUAGCGAGGGAGCCAUCCACUUCCAGGCAAGCGUCAGCCCGCCAGAGCUGGGUGAAGCAGAGGAGGGCAGCCUAGAAACCCCCCCGUCACAAAUAGACUCCUCCUGCUGCAUUGGGAAGGAGAGUGACAGUCUGCGGGUGCCCCUCUCCCCUCCAGCCCACACCCCCUCGGAGCAGGACGGAGUAGUGAGCAUCCCUCCGCAGCGCUACAGGCAGAAGGACCAGGGGUUCCGUGUGGACUUUGCCGUGGAAAAUGCCAGUCCUUCCCGAGACAACAGUUCCGAAGGCUUCCCUGCUGAUGAGCUGGAUCCAAACCGCCUGCUGGCGAGCCGGGAUGUCAGUAAGACCAGCCUGGACAACUACUCGGACACUACCAGCAACAUGAGCAGUGUAGCCUCCACCAGCUCAGACAGGACUCCCUCUUCUGCUCACCCCACCGGCCCCUCUUCCGAGAGGCAUAAAAAGAGGGCUGGCCAGAACGCCUUAAAAUUCAUCCGUCAGUACCCCUUUGCCCACCCGGCCAUCUACUCCUUGCUCAGUGGGAGGACACUUGUGGUCCUAGGGGAGGAUGAGGCCGUAGUGAGGAAGCUGGUGACAGCGCUGUCCAUCUUUGUCCCCAGCCACAGCCAUUUCGCCAAGCCGGUGAAGCACUGGGUCUCCUCUCCUUUGCAUAUCACGGAUUUUCAGAAGUGGAAGCUUAUCGGCCUGCAGAGGGUGGCGCCCCCCGCCGGCGCCGGCACGCUGCACACCCUGGGCCGCUACAGCCGCUACACGAGCGUCCUGGACCUGGACAGCAAAGCGCUCCGCUGCCCCCUCUACAGGGGCGCCCUGGUGCCCCGGCUGGCCGACCACCGCACUCAGAUCAAGCGGGGCAGCACCUACUACCUGCACGUCCAGAGCACGCUCACGCAGCUCUGCUCCAAGGCCUUCCUCUACGCCUUCUGCCACCACCUGCACCUGCCCGCGCACGACAAGGAGACCCGGGAGGUGGUUGCCGGCCGCCAGGCGAGCUUCCUGAAGCUGAACCUGGGCCUGGUGAACGAAGAUGUGAAGGUGGUCCAGUACCUGGCCGAGCUGCUGAAGCUGCACUACACGCAGGAGGCUCCCGGGACCAGCCAGCCCACACUCAGGUUCGACUACGUCCCCAGCUUCUUGUACAAGAUCUGAGGUCCGCCCCAGCCACUGUGACCGAGACCUGUGACUCAGGGUACGGGGAGGGGAGGGGUUGGCGUGAGCGAGGGGUCCUCUGAGCUGUUGAGACUUCAGGUGUCAUCGGGCGAGGGAACCCGAGGUGGCAGCCCUGGUUCCCGGGUGGCGUCCGGCGGUCUGGGAGGCGGGCUCGGGCAGAAGCGGGCGCCUGGCUCUCCGCUGGCGUCAAUAAGGACAGUGACAGGCUGCUCCGCCAGGUGAGGAGUGGCCCCUGGGGACGGGAGGGGGCCGCUUGGCUUCCUGAGGACUGGGAGGUGGGCUGGGAGGCGGGCUGGGAGAGAGCCAGCACUCUCUCGAUGGAGCGGGACGAGGGCAGAGAGGUGAAGCCCGGACGGGAGGGGCACGCUGGCACGGUCAGCUCCCAAACACUGGGGCGGCGAGAUCAAGGGAAGCACCGCAUUCACUGGCACGGUUUAGCGGGAAACAGGCCGACAGAACGUCCAUUGCCUCAUUCAGAUCCCAGCUGGGGUCCUUCACUCGGGCCCCCUAGAGCCUGUCAUCCCUGAGGAGGCCCCCAAAUGAGUGAGGUGGAGGGAGGCAGCUCUGCCUACGCUGGGUGGUGGCAGACAUGGGAACUUCUGGGCCCUGGGGCUGCAGGGAGAGCGAGCAGCACCCUGUCUGGUCCUGGCUUCCUCACCAGGCACGGAAGUGCCUGUGGGUGGGCUUUGCAGCUGCACCCCCCGGGGCGGCAGGAUGGGCUCGAGUUAGGCGCUCGUCCCUGCUCGUGAGUGAGAACCACUCUCGCAGCUAGAGGGCCCGGGAGACGGGCAGGGCCGCUGGGCCACGAGGCCGUCAGCACAGUGCAAGGGAUGAGGAGCCAGCAGGCCUCCGGGGCGCAGCCCGCCAGCCUUUCUGGCGCAGUGAGUCUACACUGUGCUUUCGGGGAAGGUCGGCAGGCACGCUGGGACUUGGCCAAGGUCACCCCCCUCCCCCCCCCCAUCCUCCACCCGCAGCAAACCUUUGCAACCACUUCACUACCUCUUGCAGGGUCUCGUGGGCACGGCGACAGCGGGGUUCUGCUCAGCUGCGUGGUCUGGGGGGGCAGCCCAGCUAGCGAGAACCCAGGGCCAGGGUCUCCUCCAGGAAGGAGGAAAGCCUCGUGUGGCUGUCUUCGUGGAUCUGCCCCACGUGGGCCUCACCCCUGCUCACUCCUGCCCGCACGCCGUGCCCUCAAAUACAUGCACCUCACCGCUGUCCACUCCCACCCCACGCGGGCCCCCCACAUAUGGUCGCCUCACCAGCGCUCACUCCUGCCCCACGCAGGUCCCCCAGGUCCACUCACCUCCCGGCAGCUCACUCCCAGCCCCACGUAAGUCCUCCCUUCGGGGAAGGACACAAUCCCUGCCUCACCCGCCGUGACCUCCCCAACGCUCCUUCCAGUUGCCGUUGGUUUGUACGCGGAGGGUUUCUUGCAACCUUGAAAUUUUUAUACUUUUUUUUUUUCUUUUUUAUGGCUGCUUUUUUCCUCCAAGUAGGGAGAACUCUUAGUAUGACCGCUUUUUAACGUGUCCGGGACAGUUGUCCUGCAGCAGACCUGGCCCAGCCACGACGCGGUUGCUCCUGAGCAUUCGCGUGCGCGUCUCUGGGCACCGCGUACUCUGUAGUUGGGGUCUCGCCGUCGAGACCUGCCUACCUGCCGGCUCUGUGGCGCACCGUGGAGGUCACGCUGGGGAGGCAGGACCCCGAGGGGCGUUAGCGUCCCGUCACUCCUGCCGCCCUUUCCUGGCCCGGCUCCUCUUCACGCACGCGGCUACAGCCCUUGGGCCCGUGGCCAUCGGCUUCUGGUCAGGGCCCACGGCCCUGGCAGAGGGGGUGUGAUUUUGCUUCUGAGCCUGUGACUGAGAGAGAACCUUCUGCGGCAGAUGGUCUGUCUACACGCCACGGGUUUUCUUUGUACCUGUGCCCAUUGCAUACGUUCACACACAGAAGAGUCGCCAGGGACGGCUUGGCAGCUUCGAGAUGCGAGGUGUGUGUUUGCACGUGGGGAAGGCUGCGUAGGAAGCCUGUUUCUCUCCGCGGGCUGCCCCCCUUCGUUGCUGCCUCCAGUGUCCCCCGUGUUCAAGAUGCCGCUCUGCUAACUGGGUGGCCCGCUGCCGUCUGCUUACGCCUCUGGGGAUGUGACCUUACAGCAUUUUAUCUCCAAGGCGGGAGAGGUCUCUGGGGUCCAGAUGACAAGACUGAAAGUGAUCAUCGGCACCACUGUUGCUUUUCAUUCCUGUUUCACACCGUUGUGGAUUCUAUACAGUUUAACCGUACUGUCACCUGGGAAACUGAUCAAGGCAGAAGGUCAGGCAUGUGGGGCCUUCUAGAAGCUAAAGCCGUCGCUACCACGGUCUGAAGUAGAUGUCACUUUGGAGGGGGUUUGCGUGGAAGCUCUGUCUCAGGGAUGGUUCCGGAGGCCCCAGGAUUCUGAGGCGAGGGAUCAGGCGGGUGUGAACAGAACAGGUAUGUCCCAUCCUGGGGCCGGCCUCAGAAAGAGCAAGUGAGGAAGGAGUGUCUCCCUUGAGUCGUUCCUUCAUGGCUUCACGGGCCAGUAGGUAGACUCCAGGUUUUAAAUUUUGGUUAAAGUCUAACUUUCCAUUGUGGCAGUUUCACAGGGUUGCUGGAUGCCAAGUGUGUUUUUUUCCGGGGGGAUUUCAAAGUGGUCCUGGGACGGAGCCACUUCGGGCAGGCACUUGAGACCGUGGAGCUGCCCUUCCCAGACCCCCUCCACUUUGGAGAGCUGGAACCCACUAGAAGUCCCACAUCUGUAAAUCUUAAGGUGUGGGGAGCCCUAUGCAGUGGGACUGAGCUCUUUAAGAAUUUUCAUUUGAGGUUUGUCUCAAAUAAAACGUUUUAAAAACACUUCACAGCAAAUAGAGGACAUCCGUGCCUCUUACUACUUUGUCAGUGACCAGGUACCAAAAGUGUCCCUGGGGUUUAUUUCAACUUUAGUUCCGACCCAUGACUGCUCCCCCGCCUCCAACCACCCCUUUUUCCACCAGGUCCAGGUUGAGAGCAGGCUGAUCAGGCUAGCAGUCUGGCGGUAGUGAUUUCCAGAAGCUCCACGUGAGAGAGGAGCGAGAGCCUUUGUAGCACCGCGGCCCUCGGGGCGCUCCGACCUGAGCUGCUGCCUCACACCUCCCCGUUCCCCUAGGGAUCUUGCUUCCCUGGUGGAAUCUUCAGAUUUUAGAAAUCGCGACUUGCCCGUGAUUUACUGCAGUGGCUGAAGUUACAUGAUGAAUUGCACCAGAAUUUGGAAAUGGACCCUGAUAGGCCCCCUGUCAUUUCCCAUCUAGCUUUUAACUUCUUUGUCGCUAUAUUCAAGGUAUUGUAGGUUUCCACCUCCAACAAACAGCACAGCCCAGUUCAAAUCCUAGGGAGGCCAACAGAUUGUACCCUAAGUGCCAGGGCAGCUACAGUUGAGCAACGUCUUUCUGGAGGCCGAGGGCAGCCUUAAAGAACUCGCCUGCAUACCGACCACCCGCUUCUGCCAGUGCCGGACGCGUGCCCCCACCUCCCCGGACCUGGUGUUGCAGGGCAGGUCAGCUUCUCGUACUGCUGCCCAGCAGGUAACACUCAGCUGCCGGGGAACCCGCUGGCAAGCAUGAACCACCUUCACAGGAACUGAUCUCCCAAGCCAGCAAUCCGGUUUUACUUCCCAUCUCCCUAAAAGCUCAGAAGCUCAGAAGAAAGUGCCUUGGUUUGUGCUCGGAGGCCAACCAGCCAGCUCUCCGGCUUUUCCCCAAUACUGUGAUAGAAAGUGACAAAACGGGAAUCUUCCAGAGAUGCGGUAUUAACAGACUGCAAAAAAGAGAAAGCAUCAAGUUUCUACUCCUGGCUGGAAAGAACCGGUCUCAGCUGAAAAGGUCUGAGCACACACCAAGUGUCCCUGAGCCCUCAAAGGAGAAAGCUGUGAGCCCUGACCUAAUCUGGUCUUACCUGUUAAGGUUUGGUUACGGUCAUGGGAAGAGGGGGGUGGGGGGAGGGGGAGGGGGGCGGCCCGAGCACUUUGCAAUGAAUUAAGCUGCUGCUAGGGAGCCCCGGCUUCGUGGGAGUAAUUGUUCAGCUCCAAAAUGGAGGCCACACGGUGGGGGGGGUGGGGGGGGCUUGGAGAUAGCCUUUUGUCUUCAGUUGCGGGAGGAGCCGAGCCCCUGAACCUAAGACUGGCUUGGCAGCAUCACGGCUCCCAAAGUGAAGGCAGAGAUGUGGGGACUGGUGUGUCACCCACGCCCCAUGGAGUCUGCAGCAGCCCGUCCCCACCCAUGCUGGAGUGAAUGCCAAGGACGUGCUGGACGCCAGGCCCCAGGGGCGCCCUCCAGGCAGGACCGUGGGGUGCCUCGCCCACCGACUGCCCAGCACUGGCUGGUUAUACAGGUUGGGUUGAAAAAGAUGCCACCUUUUAAGGCUGCAGUGAAAAGCAUAGUCUGUGAUGAAUUUGUACCUGUUAUUUUUGGAAAGCUAUUUUAUUACUGCAUGUUCCUCUGUCCACUCGUGUGAACGCCGAGUCCUCCCCCACGUGAGCUGUGCGCGUCACAGCGCCCCACCUCGGACGCGUGCGCGACAGCCGCUCGGGGGUGUGGCCGCGCCAGAGUUUAACCAGAGUAAAUGCCAAACAGAUAGUAUGAGAAGUGUACUUUUUAAGAAAUUAAUUUAUUUGAGUUCAGAUAUUUUUGAAAUAUAAAAAUUGGUUGUAUUUUUUAAAGCUAUAAUUCUUGUAGACAUUCUGUGGUUAAAAAUUUGUGCUUAUUAUUAAAAACAGUCAUCUAUGUUUCGCACUUCAGCUUUGUGAAAAAUAAAGUUUCUCUGGGAAGGUGA